Molecule: messenger RNA, 1727 nt
Organism: Cololabis saira (Pacific saury)
Lineage: Eukaryota; Metazoa; Chordata; Actinopteri; Beloniformes; Belonidae
Product: probable G-protein coupled receptor 34
Exons: 2
Coding region: 322-1602 (426 amino acids)
Biological process (GO): G protein-coupled receptor signaling pathway
Cellular component (GO): membrane
Molecular function (GO): G protein-coupled purinergic nucleotide receptor activity
Source: RefSeq, a predicted model, not a curated record
GUCAGGAGAGGACGAGGACGGAGCCAAGCGGAGAGCAACAACACAAAAAUACAAACAUGGAAAUACAUCACAACAUGUGAAGAGAUCGAAUCUCCUGGAUAAAUAAAUACUGCACAGGCUGACACAGACAAAGGUGAAGACAGGAGCAACUACAACCAGUUUCAUGUUAUAUUUCAUUAUAUAAAAACACAAAGUUUGAUGAAGGGAACCACCCGCUGGACCGCUGUGAUCUCAACCCUCUGCAGAUUGUGACGCUGAAACGUCAGCGAGUGCCAUGAAAGGAAUAUUGAUGAGCGGCUGGUAAACAACCCCGAAGACACAAUGACCACAUCCUUCUCGAUGGCUUCUCUCACACCAACCCCCCCACCGUCUGCACCGCCCAACUCCUCUCAUGCUAGUUUAACUCCAUCCUUCUCCACAUCCAUGCCAUCCUUCCUGCCCACGACCACCUUUUCUCCUUCCUCCUCUUUCUCCACCUCCACGUCUCCAGAAACGUCAGCGUUUCUGAACCAGACUCAGUGUUCGGUGGACGAGUCUGCUCUCCGGGUGCCACUGGCCGUCAUUUAUUCCCUGUUUUUCAUUUUCGGGCUCGUCGGGAACGUCUUUGCUCUGUGGGUCUUCCUUUUCGUCCACAAGAACCGCAACUCCGUGCGGGUGUUCCUCAUCAACUGUGCCGUGGCGGACCUGGUGCUCCUGGCCUGCCUGCCCUUCAGAGUCUUCUACCACAUUAACGGGAACCGCUGGGUUCUGGGACACGUAGUCUGCAAGAUAGUGGGGAAUUUAUUCUACAUGAACAUGUACAUCAGCAUUGCGCUGCUGGGUCUCAUCAGCCUGGACAGAUACCUGAGGCUGAGGGGAAAGGGCCGGGCCAGGAGAGCCAUGAGGAUCAGGCUGUGGGGGCACAGUAAGCCGUGGAGCUGGGUGGCGUGCGGAGUCCUGUGGAGCGGGUCGCUGGUGGCGACGGUGCCCAUGAUCGCCACGGCGGAGGACAAGGAGAACAGCAACAAGUGCUUCCACUUCAAGCAGCGGCGGAACGCCACGGGGAAGGCCUACUUCAACGCCGCGCUGGUGCUGAUGUUCUGGAUCGUCUUCCUCAUGCUGGUGGUGUCCUACGCCAAGAUCGCGUCGCUGCUGAUGCAGGUGUCCCGGGACAAGCCCGACCUUCCCAAUGCGCAGAAAUUCAAAAGGACUGCAAAGAAGUCGUUUUUCGUCCUGUUCCUGUUCACCCUCUGCUUUGGGCCGUAUCACGCCUUCCGGCCCGUCUACAUCCUCUCGCAGCUCCGCGGCGUGUCGUGUGGCUACAUGCAGCUGGUUGAUCACACCAAUGAGGUCAUGCUGUUAUUCUCUGCAUUCAACAGCUGCUUGGAUCCGGUCAUGUACUUUCUGUUGUCUGGCUCUAUCCGCAAAACCGUCGUCCAAACCCUUGCACACAAUUUCGGCAGCCGGUUUCCUUUCCUUACCGACGCCACGUCCAACAGCUCCACGGUGGAGUCCAGGCGUCCGUCUAUGGCCAUGGUUUACCCUGACCACACCCCCUCCGUCACCCCCAGGACCAGCAUCUGCGUCAUCAACACGACUCUCCGUCGCACCGCGCAGCAGUGAUCAAAGUCUCAAUGCUGGGUUUUUUUUUACUAUUUAUGUAUUUUUGCUGCAGUACUUUUUCCAACAUAUAUGUUUAAAGUCAGUUGUUUCUCAGAAAGGUUUUACAUACUCAUAUCCUGAAAUCU